Ochotona princeps (American pika) is the source of this 870-nucleotide messenger RNA. RefSeq names its product ATPase H+/K+ transporting subunit beta (gene ATP4B). Lineage: Eukaryota; Metazoa; Chordata; Mammalia; Lagomorpha; Ochotonidae. Gene Ontology annotation, biological process: intracellular potassium ion homeostasis; intracellular sodium ion homeostasis; sodium ion export across plasma membrane. Gene Ontology annotation, cellular component: sodium:potassium-exchanging ATPase complex. The coding region runs from base 1 to 870 and encodes 289 amino acids. The transcript has 7 exons. Gene Ontology annotation, molecular function: ATPase activator activity. The record is from RefSeq and is a predicted model, not a curated record.
AUGGCUGCCCUGCAGGAGAAGAAGACAUGCGCCCAGCGCAUGGAGGAGUUCCGCCACUACUGUUGGAACCCGGACACCGGUCAGAUGCUGGGUCGCACACCAAUCCGCUGGGUCUGGAUCAGCCUGUACUACGUGGCCUUCUAUGUGGUGAUGACCGGGCUGUUCGCGUUGUGCCUCUACGUGCUCAUGCAGACCAUCGACCCCUACACGCCCGACUACCAGGACCAGCUGAAGUCACCAGGUGUGACCCUACGGCCGGACAUGUAUGGGGAGAAAGGCCUGGAUAUCCACUACAACAUCUCCGACAACAGCACCUGGGCUGGCCUCGUACACAUGCUGCACAGCUUCCUGGCAGGUUACUCACCUGCUGCCCAGAGGGACAACAUCAACUGCACCUCCAAGACCUACUUCUUCCAGGAGACCUUCGGGGCCCCCAACCAUACCAAGUUCUCCUGCAAGUUCACAACAGACAUGCUGGGGGGCUGCUCGGGCGUCAGGGACCCCGGCUUUGGCUUCCAGGAGGGGAAGCCCUGCUUCCUCAUCAAGAUGAACAGGAUCGUCAAGUUCCUGCCCAGCAACAGUACACCUCCCCGUGUGGACUGCAGCUUCCUGGAUGAGCCCCACCGGGAGCCGCUGCAGGUGGAGUACUACCCGCCCAAUGGCACCUUCAGCCUGCACUACUUUCCCUACUAUGGGAAGAAGGCACAGCCACACUACAGCAACCCUCUGGUGGCCGCCAAGCUCCUCAAUGUGCCCAAAAACACGCAGGUCGUGGUUGUCUGCAGGGUCCUGGCUGACCAUGUGACCUUUGACAACCCCCAUGACCCUUACGAGGGCAAAGUGGAAUUCAAGCUCCAGAUUGAGAAGUGA